UAAAUAGUAGAGGGAUGGGGAAGAGGAAGAAGAGUACCGGGGAGUAGGGGAGGAGAGGGGUAGACCAGAGUGGGUCAGAAGCACGCGUUAUGAACAGGCAGUUCCAUGUGCACACAUGGGUGAUAAUUGGGGAAGGAAGAAACACUCAUACACAGCAAAAACUACACAUUUAGUGGAAACACAGAGAAAGACGAUCCACCAUAUCUACACCCACAUGGUUAAAACCCAACCUUUAGCACUCUCUCACUGUUCUCUCUGAUCUUUAAGCAUACCCGAUUCAGAGAAAGCCAAGAGAUGGAGAAAAGCAGCGAUGGGUUUGUGAGGGCCGAUCAGAUUGAUCUGAAGAGCUUGGACGAGCACCUCAACAGGGCAUGGAUCAUGGAGAAGAACAAGAAGAAGGAGGAUGGCACUUUUAACCAUACUCGUAGCAAUAGUAUUCAUAUUGACGUCAGGACCACCUCCAGGACUGUGAAGAAGGAGAGGCAGGAGUGGGAGAUCGAUCCCUCCAAGCUCGUCAUCAAGGCCGUCAUUGCCUGUGGCACGUUCGGCACCGUUCACCGUGGCAUCUACGACGGCCAGGAUGUCGCCGUUAAAUUGCUCGAUUGGGGUGAGGAGGGUCAUAGGACAGAAGCUGAGAUUGCUUCAUUAAGGGCAGCUUUUACACAAGAAGUUGCUGUGUGGCAUAAGCUAGAUCAUCCAAAUGUUACUAAGUUUAUAGGGGCAACAAUGGGCUCAUCAGAAUUACAGAUACAAACUGAUAAUGGUCAAAUUGGCAUGCCAAGUAAUAUCUGUUGUGUUGUUGUGGAAUAUCUGCCUGGGGGUGCUCUGAAAUCUUACCUCAUAAAAAACAGGAGAAGGAAGCUAGCUUUUAAGGUCGUCAUCCAGCUUGCACUAGAUCUUGCUAGGGGGUUGAGUUACCUUCACUCGCAGAAAAUUGUUCACAGAGAUGUAAAGACAGAGAACAUGCUAUUGGACAAGACACGUACAGUAAAAAUCGCUGACUUUGGAGUUGCUCGUGUUGAGGCUUCAAAUCCUAAUGACAUGACUGGGGAGACAGGGACACUUGGUUAUAUGGCUCCUGAGGUUCUCAAUGGCAAUCCAUAUAACAGGAAAUGUGAUGUGUACAGUUUUGGCAUCUGUUUGUGGGAGAUAUAUUGCUGUGACAUGCCGUAUCCUGACCUUAGUUUCGCAGAAGUGACUUCAGCUGUGGUUCGGCAGAAUCUGAGGCCAGAGAUACCAAGAUGCUGCCCAAGUUCCCUGGCAAAUGUAAUGAAGCGCUGCUGGGAUGCCAAUCCCGACAAGCGGCCAGAGAUGGAAGAGGUAGUUUCCAUGAUAGAGGCCAUUGAUACAUCUAAAGGCGGAGGUAUGAUCCCACUCGAUCAGUCCCAAGGUUGUGUUUGCUUCCGCAAGUAUCGUGGACCUUAAAUUCUUUGGUCCUCAUAAACAACUUUAUGUAAUUAUUUCAAAGACUGGAGAGAUCCAACUGUAGUUACACAGAAGAUAACAAAACUUGGGAUAUCUUGAUGCGAGAAAACAGACGGUGAUGGCGGAGCUGUGCUACAUCUCACUUUGUUGGAUGUUGCAAAGUUUUUGCUUCCCUUUCAAGAUGUAUAUUUCUUUUGUCAAAAUAAGUUUUGAAUUUCCCCAAUGUGUAUUAUACUCUGGUUGUUGGACUGGCCCUGCAACCUCUUUGUAAGAUGGAUGUCCCAUUAAUAUAGUUUGAUCAAUUAUCAUUGAAUAUAUAAAGUUGAACCUCA
Molecule: messenger RNA, 1757 nt
Organism: Juglans microcarpa x Juglans regia
Lineage: Eukaryota; Viridiplantae; Streptophyta; Magnoliopsida; Fagales; Juglandaceae
Product: serine/threonine-protein kinase STY13-like
Exons: 6
Coding region: 295-1425 (376 amino acids)
Biological process (GO): protein phosphorylation
Cellular component (GO): plasma membrane
Molecular function (GO): ATP binding; protein kinase activity
Source: RefSeq, a predicted model, not a curated record